This is a messenger RNA of Dovyalis caffra, 616 nucleotides long. Lineage: Eukaryota; Viridiplantae; Streptophyta; Magnoliopsida; Malpighiales; Salicaceae. The record is from the annotation of a GenBank genome assembly.
GAAAAAAGAUUCAAAAUCGCCUGCGAAAACAAACUCAGGUGAUGCUGACAGUUGGCUUGUCGAUGUUGAUAAAAGGUUGCCACACAUGUGGUUCUCCCUUAAAGGAAGACCCAAAUUCUGUGGGACAGUGGAGCUUGACUUAUUGACGUUACUUCUGAUUGGAGAGGUGGUUAGACGGGGGAUCUUUGGUUUCUUCGUCUCCUUUGUUUCCUUCGCCGAGAUGGUCAGAAGGGGGUUUUUGGAUGUCCUCUGUCAAAGUCCAAAUGAUUCUAUUAUCCACGCGCAAAAACGUCCAAGCCAUCGUACUUUAAGUCGAACAUUGGUAGGAAGCAACCAGAGACCGAAUAUUUGUUUCAAUAGACUUCCAAAAUUCAAAGAUGGAAGGUUCCUUGCCAUUCGCUACAGCCCACACGGCACUUUCCUCGCCUUUUUGUGUCCAUGCCACGACAAUAGAAAUGGCAAUGACAACAGGAAUGGGAGUGGCAACGGGGCCGUUCAACUUGGUCGCAAACGAGUAGCCAUUGAAUUCCAAGUUGUCUGCUCUACCGCAUCAAUUUCUAUUAGUCCAAUCUGUAACGUUUGGUUUAAGCAAGUAUGCUUGAAAAUUGCCGAGUAG